AUGGCCAGACUCAACACAACGAACCCCAACGAGGGCGAGAUUCGAGACAGACCGAGAUCCGUCCGGAUGCUGGGACAGCGUGGCGUCCUUCAAAGCAGAUCUAGAGAGACGCCGUCCGCAUCAGACUUAAAGGGAGGUGAAGAGACACAAUGGACGGCGGACUGGCAGCCACAAAGAAAGAGCCGGCAUCAAAGGUCAGGGACAAUGUCCAGCGGCAUCUUUGACAUCUUUUCAGACAGCGAUGGCCUCAAUGACCGGGAAGAUAAUGACACUACGGGGCGGGGAAUGGCCCCCCUGGAUCUAACUCGUGCCAAUUCGCUCCUACGCCGGCCCUCACAGCGGUCGCGACACCGAACGAUCCGGAAGUCCGAAAACUAUAACUACGACAAGGAGAAUGACCCCGUAGAGAUAGAGGAGAGCGAAGAUGACACCCACACGCAAUCCUCCAUCUCCAGGAACCCGUCUGACGCGUCAACACGACGAUCCCCAGUCAGGAGCGCGCGCCAGACCCCGGCCAGAACCAGCAGUAACCGUCCAUUCUCGCAGUAUCGCCAACCGGAACCCCAGUCGGAGGACGAAGACAGUGGAGACAAUGGUUAUGAUUCUUUGGAUGACUUCAUUGUCAGUGACAACGAUGAACCCAGCUAUCACGAGACAUCCGACAAUGAGACGGAAGAAGAGGAAGAGAUACCUCCUCCUAAACCUAGAAGGAGGUUAAUGAGAGGAAGAAGACCCAAUCCUGAAGCCGAACUGAUGAAGGCUCUUCAACGUUCACACCACGAUGACCUUCGCCUGGAACCAUCUCUGCCAACUGCCAUUGCUCUACCAUCCCCAGUGCAUGAACGGACGUCCGCACGGCCACUUCAGCAGAACCUCUCUCUCUCCGGCAAGAUGAACCAACUGAGUUUAGGGAACAAUGGCCCUUCCUCGCAGCUCCAACAAGACCCAUUUGGGGUUGUAAGGGACUUCAAAUCAAACUCGCCAGAACUAGAACCUGGACUACUGGUUCUGGAAACACCACCGGGCAGUCCUACUAGGAACCGUCUUCCUUCGCCAUCCAAGGGGAAGACCGCUAUUCCUCCCACUCCAUAUCGCGAGAGCGUUGACGCUUUCUGGAGCCAGGAGCUCACCAACGACUGGAUCGACCGACACUCCCCACACAAAGUAGGCCGGCUCCUACAGGAGUUUGAGGACUCCGAGCAUGAAUUCGACCCAGAUGCCAUGCCCCGACGCCGGGUGGCAGUCAAAGAGCCCAAGACGCCGAGCAAAACAGCCCUGAAGAAAGCGGAGAUUGAGAAGCGGAAGGCUGCUGUGGCGCUCAGAAAGUCAUUCGACGACAAGAAGGCCGCCAUCGCGGAGCACUUCUUCAAAGCCCUAGACGAUGCCGUCACCGGCGGCCGAAUCCAAGAGAUCGCGCAACAGACGGGAGGUGUUCGUAUUACGUGGAGUAAAACGCUGCAGACCACCGCUGGUCGAGCCAGCUGGAAAUGGGAAGGAUCCAGGCCCACCAGGGAAAAGGGAUCACCAAACGGAUCCCCGAUGCAUUAUGCCGGCAUUGAACUUGCAGCACGCAUCAUCGACGACGAGGACCGGUUGAUCAACACCGUGGCCCACGAAUACUGUCAUCUGGCCAACUACAUGAUCUCCAACGUCACCGAUAACCCCCAUGGGACCAGCUUCAAGCUCUGGGGGCGCAAAUGCAAGGAAGCGUUGAAGGACCAUCCCGUCUACGGCGGACGCAUCGAGGUCACCACGAAACACAGCUACAAGAUCGACUGGAAGUACGUCUGGUGCUGUGUGGAUUGCGGCCAGAGCUACGGACGACACUCCAAGAGCAUCGAUACCACCAAAUGUCGAUGUGGGAAGUGCCAGGGGCUCUUGCAGCAGAUCAAACCGAAGCCACGGAAUAUGUCGCCGAAGAAGAAGCAACCGUUUGGCACGAUGGACGUGGGGACGACUGUAAAUUCUGGUUGA
Messenger RNA from Aspergillus tanneri, 1974 nucleotides. Its product is annotated as SprT family zinc-dependent metalloprotease. The record is from RefSeq and is a predicted model, not a curated record. Lineage: Eukaryota; Fungi; Ascomycota; Eurotiomycetes; Eurotiales; Aspergillaceae. Bases 1 to 1974 code for a protein of 657 amino acids. The transcript is spliced from 2 exons. Gene Ontology annotation, cellular component: nucleus.